AUGGCGAGAGGCUCGCAGCGCUGCCGGCAGGUCUGCGCUCCCGGUUCUCAACUGCCUGGAAAUGGGGAGCGGAGACCCUCCGGGAGCGGGAAUUGCCCAGAAGGUGCCUUGGGCAGCAGAUGUGACGCCAACAGCAUCCGCGAGGCCGGCACAAGGCAGGCUGGAGGGUCCGAGUGUGCCCAAGCAAGCGGCUCCCGCUCCGUUAGCGUGUGCCUGACGCUCCCCGCGGCAGGGGCCCAGGCGUCCGGGCGCCAGCAGCCGGACGGGCCCGUGUCGGAGUCGGUGUUCACGCUGGGGGCGGCCGCGGGAGGACUCAGCGCCAUGGUCCUCAACGACCGCCUGGGCCGCAAGCUCAGCAUCAUGUUCUCGGCCGUGCCGUCCGCCGUGGGCUACGCGCUCAUGGGCAGCGCCCAGGCCGUCUGGAUGCUGCUGCUGGGGCGAGUGCUCACAGGCUUCGCCGGCGGCGUGACCUCCGCGUCCAUCCCGGUCUACAUCUCGGAGAUCUCCCACCCCGGCGUGCGGGGCCUGCUGGGCGCCUGCCCGCAGCUCAUGGCCGUGCUGGGCUCCCUCGUCCUCUAUGCGCUGGGUCUGGUGCUGGACUGGCGCUGGCUGGCGGUGGCCGGGGAAGUGCCGGUGCUGGCCAUGAUCCUCCUGCUCUGCUUCAUGCCCAACUCGCCCCGGUUUCUGCUCUCCCAGGGGAAGGAAGAUGAAGCCCUGGGGUCGCUGUGCUGGCUCCGGGGCAAGGACACGGAUUAUGCCCAGGAGUACGAGCAGAUUAAGGACAGCGUGAGGAAGCAGAGCAGGCGGAUCUCCUGUGCGGAGAUCAAGGACCCUUUCAUUUACAAGCCCAUCCUGAUCGCCGUGCUCAUGAGGUUCCUGCAGCAGCUCUCUGGAGUCACCUGUGUCCUCGUGUACCUGCAGUCAAUAUUCAAGAAAACCUCUGUCAUUCUGAAACCAGAGUACGAUGCAGCUCUUGUCGGGCUGGUUCGCCUUGUCUCGGUAGCGAUUGCUGCUGCGUCGAUGGAUAAAGCUGGGAGGAAGAUUCUGCUCUUUGUGUCUGCUGGUAUCAUGCUGGCCUCAAACCUGACCAUGGGGCUCUAUGUCCACUUCACGCCGCCUUCUCUUAAUGGCACCACGGCCAAUGAGACCUUGGUGAGCUGGGCCAGCCACGAAGCUCAGCCGAUGAACUACAUCACCCUCAUCCCUCUCCUGGCUACCAUGUUCUUCAUAAUGGGCUAUGCCAUGGGCUGGGGUCCCAUCACCUGGUUGCUGAUGUCGGAGAUCCUCCCUCUGAAAGCCCGCGGGGUGGCCUCGGGCCUCUGCGUGCUCGUGAGCUGGCUGACUGCCUUCGUGCUGACCCGCUUCUUCCUCCCGGUCGUGGAAACCUUCGGCCUAGAGGUGCCAUUCCUGUUCUUCGCUGUCAUCUGCGCUGGGAACUUCCUAUUUACAGGCUGCUGUGUCCCAGAAACCAAAGGCAGAUCCCUGGAGCAGAUCGAGUCCUACUUCCGCACCGGCAGGAGGUCGUUCAUGAGGUAGGAGCUGC
Molecule: messenger RNA, 1543 nt
Organism: Tinamus guttatus (white-throated tinamou)
Lineage: Eukaryota; Metazoa; Chordata; Aves; Tinamiformes; Tinamidae
Source: RefSeq, a predicted model, not a curated record